Messenger RNA from Desarmillaria tabescens, 2147 nucleotides. RefSeq lists its product as uncharacterized. The transcript is spliced from 7 exons. The record is from RefSeq and is a predicted model, not a curated record. Bases 72 to 1925 code for a protein of 617 amino acids. Lineage: Eukaryota; Fungi; Basidiomycota; Agaricomycetes; Agaricales; Physalacriaceae.
CUAGUUGUGAGGUACUUAUAUUUCCAGUUCCGUCCAUCGAAGCAUGAACAUAAAUUAACGAUCAAAACAAAAUGAGAGGCAUCGAAUGUGCUUACUUGAGGAGGCGGUGGCGCUUGACCGUGCACUCCCCAAGUUCCCAGUUUCAGAAUCAAUUUUGCAUCGUCGACUCAACGGUGACGCAUUAUCUCCGCUUCGGGGCCGAAAAUUUGAAAAGUCGACUAAGUGCCACUUUUCUACUUCAGCUUCAAGUCAAACAUUCCAGUACACAUAGAUCACUGCGGACAUCUCCGUGCACUGAAACUCCAAAGCUUCGGAUAACACGCAUAGUACGACUUUCCGCAGGUCAAUUUAUAUCAUCCAUGAUGUCCUCAAUAUCCAGACACGACUGGCUAUUGACUUAUGCGCAUCCUCCCGACGUCGUCCCCUUGCUAUUCACGAAUGAUCCACCAUCAUUGUUACAGUCGACCCAGCUGAAUGCUUCUAUCGAAAGAUUCAGCUCCGUACUCCCAGAGCUCCAGGGCGAGAUCAACAUGCUCCGAAGAGCGGUCGCUUCCCUAGAAAGACAGAUGUCGCGCCUUCUGUCUUUGAAGCGCAAAUGCGAGACCGUUUUGUCUCCAUUUCGCCGCCUACCCCCUGAGAUCCUCAUGGAGAUUCUACGAUGCACCUGGACGAUCCGUAAAGAUUAUUGCAACACAAGGCACAAUAUACAUGAAUUUGGCUUCAAUGUUUUCGUCAUUGAACGCGGGCCAUGGCGUCUUGGCCAUGUGUGCAGUUCGUGGAGAUAUGCGAUUGAAAACCUCUGUCCUGACCUCUGGUCGACUAUGACCAUUGAAAUGCCAUUGGGAAAAAUGGCGUAUCGUGUCCCAGUCAUGAAGCGGAAUAUGGUACCACUGCUAGAACGCGUACUCAAGCGUACUCGUGGGCAUCCGCUCGACUUCUUUUUCAAUACCUCUCGUCUCCGGACGCCUGAGGCGGACAGGGUGAUGGACCAGUGCUUCGACCUGAUGUUGGUGCAUUCUCGCAGAUGGAGGAGAGCUGUACUGGUCGUAACACCUCCUCUUCUGUCUCGUAUCUCGCUCAUCCACGGAAAGGUUGACCGGCUAGAAGAGGUAUAUUUUCGUUGCAUCGGUGAUCCAAACCAUUUCCUGGGACACGACGUAACACCGAAGUAUCUACACGUCAUCUCAUCCUCUCCGAAUCUCCUCUCUUUCUCGUGGCAUCAUUAUAGUCGCAUUCGUAAAUCCUCCCCUCCGUAUUAUCCUCUUGUUACCCACCUGAAGCUCCAAAAACUCUCAGCAUGCUCCGGGAAACUCCUCCGCAGUCUCAAGCUACCAGCCUUGACAGAGAUGGAUCUCAGGUCCUGCGAUGAGAUCCGCUUCGAAGACGUACAUGUGAAAUGUCCCCCGGAUGCUCUCUCCGAGCUUAAGGAUUUGCUCAUCCGCUCUCAGUGCUCUUUGACAGUACUCUCCCUUGUUGACGCUCGAAUCAAUAAGCACCUGUUCGCUAUUAUAGCGUUAUGCCCUCAUCUCAGCAACCUAUCCAUCGUAUUCAACGAAUGGAAAGGCGAAGCAGACCCCUUCAUGGCAUCCCUCGUUCGUCGGAUGUCAGAGACUCAAGUCCAUUUAUUGGUUCCCUACUUGAAGCGACUACAAAUUGAACUGAAUCCAGCCAAGUAUGAGCACAUUUCUUUCAUCGACAGACAUUUCGUGGAGAUGAUUAACUCACGAGUUGGAAACCAGUCUGGCCAUUCUUCAUCACUCGAGAGGUUCACCCUGGGGAUCUGCGGAAGAGGUUGGGAUUGGGAUUUAGAUGAGGCAGGCCUGAAAGAGCUGAGUGCUUUGGAUGGCAAUCAUGGUUUUCGUAUGACGAUGGAAUUGACCGAUGUUAAUGAUUUGGGCGACAUUGAAUCGUCUGAAUCUGACUGAAUACUAUCCCCAACAGUACAUCGAUUCUUUGUAGUGACAUCCUGUUUCAACUACAGGAGGCUGUGCCUAUGUGAUUGAUACGAAGAUCGGGUACUUUUAACUGUAAUAUAUAUCGCACUCAAUGCUUUCUGUUCUACGCGUUCUGCUACAGGAAUACUUACCGAUCAUCGAUAAACAUUGGAAAAAUAUCGUGCUAUUGCAAAGGAUCUGCCACAGGAAUGG